Molecule: messenger RNA, 779 nt
Organism: Procambarus clarkii (red swamp crayfish)
Lineage: Eukaryota; Metazoa; Arthropoda; Malacostraca; Decapoda; Cambaridae
Product: shematrin-like protein 2
Source: RefSeq, a predicted model, not a curated record
UGUUGUCAGUCCUUGAAAAUCGAGGCCCACAAGUCCACAGGAGAGAGCCCCGCCCCUGCCUGCCGGAAUAAAAGGACGCGCUCCCUCCACCUGGCCACAGUCAGCUGAUAUUCCACAACUAUGAAGAUCUUGCUCAUUGUUGCCGCCCUGGCGGCCUUCUGCUUGGUGGACACAAGCGCUGUUCCUGCCCCAGAUGCUGAGCCCGGUUUCCUAGGUGGCUAUAGAGGCUUCGGCCGAGGCCUCGGCUUUGGAGGAGGAUAUGGAGGCUAUGGGGGAGGAUAUGGAGGCUACGGGGGAGGAUAUGGAGGCUACGGACUCUACGGUCGUAAGAAGAGGAGCGCUGAGCCUGCUGCUGAGCCUGAAGCUGAGCCCGGUUACUUUGGAGGUUUCGGCCGAGGCUUAGGAAGCUUUGGAGGCUUCGGAGGAGGAUAUGGAGGCUACGGGGGAGGAUAUGGAGGCUACGGACUCUACGGUCGUAAGAAGAGGAGCGCUGAGCCUGCUGCUGAGCCCGGUUACUUUGGAGGUUUCGGCCGAGGCUUAGGAAGCUUUGGAGGCUUCGGAGGAGGAUAUGGAGGCUACGGAGGCUACUAUCGUGGGAAGAGAAGCGCUGAGCCCGGUUACCUUGGCGGAUUCGGUGGAAGAUACGGAGGAUACGGAGGCUAUGGAGGGUAUGGAGGCUAUGGAUACUACGGCUGAACACAGGCUAUUAUCAUCUGGCUAUCCUCUUCGUUUUGAGGAAAUAAAUAAAAAUGUAAAAUAAAUCAUAACAGUACAGAUCA